Messenger RNA from Cydia fagiglandana, 1510 nucleotides. RefSeq lists its product as uncharacterized. The record is from RefSeq and is a predicted model, not a curated record. The coding region runs from base 49 to 1359 and encodes 436 amino acids. Lineage: Eukaryota; Metazoa; Arthropoda; Insecta; Lepidoptera; Tortricidae. The transcript is spliced from 2 exons.
UUACAUAUAAAUUCAAUGUUAUAAACUCAUAUAACUAUUGGUACCAAAAUGUAUCCGUGUGUUCAAUUCAUAGAUCACUUGAGCUGCCUUAAAAUCCAUCGAUUACUGAAUAUUUUCUAUAAUAAUCAGUGCUACAAAAUGGACAGUAGACCAUGGAUAUCGGCAAUCAUAUUCUUAGUUGCUAUGCGGACAGUAAACGUACAAUUUGCGAUGCCCAUGCCAAUGUUUCAACCAGCUCCACCUCCACCGCCCAUGGUCAUGAUGGCGCCACCGCCGCCACCCGUACCAGUCCCAGUACCCUACCCUGUCCCAGUCCCUGUUAUAGUGACGAGGAGAACCACUACUACUACCACGACAACCGAAGCACCGAAUGACGGUGAUGAGAAGUGUGCAAUUGCAUUUCCUUUACCUUUUGGAUUUCCCAUGCCUUUCAUGUUACCACAAGCGCCUCCUCCAAGCUUCUGCGCUGACAAACCGAGGCCAAAGCAAUGUCCUCCCUGUCCACCGUGCAUUUGCGCUCCAAGCUGUACACCUGCGUUUUACUCGUUUUGCUCUCCGUGUCAUCAGAGGUGCAGAUGUAAAAGUAAUGGCGAUACUCCGAGGCCUGAGCCUCCUAGACCACCGCCACCCAUUCCUAUGGUACCAGCACCCAUGCCCAUGGUACCCGCACCCAUGCCUAUGUAUCCUAUGCUACCUCCCGCUCCAGGUCCUGUUUUCAUCUUCCCCUUGCCACCUUUCAGACGUCCGCCGCGAAGAGUACCCAUUGAUUCGAAGAGCUCGAGCGAAACUAGUGAUUCUUCAUAUUCUUUACAUUCUUCAGACAUUUCCUCCGACACAAAUACUGAUUCUGACGAAUAUUGGCAUCGCAGAACAAACCGAAAAAUCAAAAAAAGCAAAAGACACUCAAGUAACUACCGAAAGAACGCUAGAAGUUUUGAAACGAGUGAUGAUACAGGGACAGUUGUAGAUAAAACGAAGCUUGUAAAACCGAUGUUAUCCUACAUAAGCAAGCAAGGUAAAGUGAAGUUUCAGAAAAAGAUUAGCGAGAAUGAUGCUGCGCAUUUGAUGGGGACGGAAACAGAUAGAUCAAAAAGCGUUGAAUAUCCUAAAACGAAGCUUGUAAAACCGAUGAUAUCCUACAUAAGCAAGCAAGGUAAAGUGAAGUUUCAGAAAAAGAUUAGCGAGAAUGAUGCUGCGCAUUUGAUGGGGAUGGAGACAGAUAGAUCAAAAAGCGUUGAAUAUCCUAAAAGUGGUCGAAGAUCUGCGGUCGGUGGGAAAGAUAGUAGAACUGUCAUAUUCAGUCCGCCGCCAAACAAGAAAAUUACUAACCUUACAGUAUCUUUUGAUGUUGUUCAAUAAUUACAAUAUUUUAUAGAAGAUAAGUGUUGGAAUUGAACCGACCAAGUGCGUUUUUAGUAUUGCGAUAUAAACAGGUAAUAAAAUCAAGUUUCUCUUCUUGUUUGUAAAUGUUAUACUUUUAUAUUUAUAUAAAUUAAUUUUUAUUAUUAUU